Messenger RNA from Eptesicus fuscus (big brown bat), 3821 nucleotides. It is a transcript of the gene EPB41L3, whose product is annotated as erythrocyte membrane protein band 4.1 like 3. The record is from RefSeq and is a predicted model, not a curated record. Gene Ontology annotation, molecular function: actin binding; structural molecule activity. The transcript has 22 exons. NCBI's taxonomy places the organism in Eukaryota, Metazoa, Chordata, Mammalia, Chiroptera, Vespertilionidae. Gene Ontology annotation, cellular component: plasma membrane; cytoskeleton. The coding region runs from base 187 to 3429 and encodes 1080 amino acids. Gene Ontology annotation, biological process: cortical actin cytoskeleton organization.
UGCCCCAUCAGGGCUCUGCCCCAUCAGGGCUCUGCCCCAUCAGGGCUCUGCCCCAUCAUGGCGCCUCUCCUGUGCUUUUAUUUAUUCCUAAUUUUCCUUUAAUCUUCGGAAGUAGCCUGUGAUUUUUUAGUUGCAUCUAAAGUUUAAAGCUAGUGUCAUUGAACUUGGGAUUAAGAACAAUCAACCAUGACGACCGAAUCUGGCUCAGACUCAGAAUCCAAGCCCGAGCAGGAGGCCGAGCCCCGGGAGGCAGCAGGUCCGCAGGGUCCCGAGAGGGCCCAGCCGGGGCCGGAGGAGCAGCACCAGGCCUUAGAGCAGUUCGCAGCCGCUGCGGCGCACAGCACCCCCGUGAGGAAGGAGGUCACUGACAGGGAACGGGAAUUUGCUGCUGGGGCUGCAAAACAGCUCGAAUAUCAGCAACUGGAAGACGAUAAACUCUCCCAGAAAUCAUAUAGCAGUAAACUCUCUCGAUCUCCACUCAAGAUUGUCAAAAAGCCGAAAAGCAUGCAGUGCAAAGUGAUACUUCUAGACGGCUCAGAGUAUACCUGUGAUGUGGAGAAACGCUCCAGAGGCCAAGUGCUGUUUGAUAAAGUAUGUGAACAUCUGAACUUGCUAGAAAAAGAUUACUUUGGGCUUACAUAUCGAGAUACUGAAAACCAGAAGAAUUGGUUGGACCCUGCUAAGGAAAUUAAAAAACAGAUUCGAAAUGGUGCUUGGCAGUUUUCAUUUAAUGUGAAAUUUUACCCACCAGACCCCGCCCAGCUAUCUGAAGAUAUCACCAGGUACUACCUCUGCUUACAAUUGCGAGAUGACAUCGUGUCCGGGAGGCUGCCCUGCUCCUUUGUCACGCUUGCCCUGUUGGGCUCCUACACUGUCCAGUCAGAACUUGGAGACUAUGACCCUGAUGAAUGUGGAAAUGAUUACAUUAGUGAGUUCCGCUUUGCACCCAAUCACACUAAAGAACUGGAAGAUAAAGUGAUCGAGCUGCACAAGAGCCACAGAGGAAUGACGCCAGCAGAAGCCGAGAUGCAUUUCUUGGAAAAUGCCAAAAAAUUAUCCAUGUAUGGGGUAGAUUUACAUCAUGCCAAGGAUUCUGAAGGAGUAGAAAUUAUGUUAGGCGUUUGUGCGAGUGGUCUGUUGAUAUAUCGUGACCGACUGCGGAUAAAUAGAUUUGCCUGGCCUAAGGUUCUAAAAAUCUCAUACAAACGGAACAACUUCUACAUUAAGAUCCGCCCGGGAGAGUUUGAACAAUUUGAAAGUACCAUUGGGUUUAAACUGCCAAACCAUCGAGCUGCCAAGCGUUUAUGGAAAGUGUGUGUUGAGCACCAUACGUUUUUCAGAUUGUUGUUACCAGAAGCACCUCCAAAGAAAUUCCUUACCUUGGGUUCCAAGUUUCGUUAUAGCGGCAGAACGCAAGCCCAAACGAGAAGAGCCAGCGCACUGAUAGAUCGUCCAGCCCCUUACUUUGAACGCUCCUCCAGCAAACGUUACACCAUGUCGCGCAGCUUGGAUGGAGCAUCAGUGAAUGAAAACCAUGAAAUAUACAUGAAGGAUUCUGUGUCUGCUGCAGAGGUUGGUACUGGCCAGUACACCACAACAAAGGGCAUCUCUCAGACCAACUUGAUCACCACUGUGACUCCGGAGAAAAAGGCCGAGGAGGAGCGUGAUGAGGAAGAGGAUAGACGGAAAAAGGCCGAGGAAGCCACUGCUGCCGCGGCCGCACGGCCUGAGGGAAAGUCACCUGGGCUUGGCACUGACUCAUGUUCCCUGUCCCCCCCAUCAGCCCACUCACGCCCUGCAUCUCCCACAGAGCUCCGUAGGAGGUGUAAGGAGAAUGACCGCCCACCUCCGGGUGGCAGACCUUCGAAAGACACCGUGCCUGCGCACGGAGAGCCCUCCGUGGACUCUGACGGCCAAGGGAAGCCGUACCUAGCGGACCAAGAUGUGGCUUUUAGCUACAAACAGCAAACUGGCAGAGGGGCCACCCUGUUCUCCUUCUCCUUGCAGCUCCCGGAGUCAUUCCCUUCUCUUCUAGAUGACGAUGGGUACCUCUCUUUCCCCAACCUGUCCGAAACCAACCUCCUCCCCCAGAGCCUGCAGCAUUACCUCCCGAUUCGCUCACCCUCCCUCGUGCCCUGUUUCCUCUUCAUCUUUUUCUUCCUGCUCUCAGCCUCCUUCUCAGUGCCAUAUGCCCUCACUCUCUCCUUCCCUCUGGCUCUGUGCCUCUGCUACCUGGAGCCCAAGGCGGCCUCCUUGACUGCCUCACUAGACAAUGACCCGAGUGACAGUUCAGAGGAAGAGACGGACAGUGAGCGCACGGACACCGCGGCCGAUGGGGAAACCACUGCCACUGAGGAGCUAGAUAAAACUCAAGAUGACCUGAUGAAACAUCAGACCAAUAUUAGCGAGCUGAAAAGAACCUUUUUAGAAACCUCCACAGACACUGCCAUCAUGAAUGAAUGGGAAAAGAGGCUUUCUACCUCCCCAGUGCGACUAGCCGCCAGGCAGGAGGACGCACCCAUGAUAGAACCACUUGUACCUGAAGAGACCAAAGAAGAAAGAGAGAUUUCUGAAAAGGUUAUAUUUUUGCGGCAGGGAAGCUCUUCAUUCCUUGAGUCUCAGAAAACAGAAACCAAGGCGGAGUCCAGCGAAACAGAGACCGAAACAGCCCAGCCUCCCCAGCCACUUAGCACGGAGAAGGUUGUUCAGGAAACGGUGGUGGUGGAGGAAAGACGUGUGAUGAAUGUGCAUGCAAGUGGGGAUGCUUCUUACGCGGCUGGAGAUGACGCGGAUGCUGCAGCACAGGCAGCAUCUGCUGGUGCUUCUAGCGUUAAAGGGAAGGAGGGCUCUGCUCUGACGGAGGGGGCUAAAGAGGAGAAAGGGGAGGUGGCCGAUAAAGCUGUCCUGGAACAGGAAGAAAUGGCCACUGCUUCCCGUGAGCCAGAGGAGGAGCAGAGUGUAACAAUCCACGUUUCUGAAACUUUGGAACAAAAACCUCAUUUUGAGUCAUCCACUGUGAGGACAGAAACCGUCAGUUUUGGCAGUGUGUCACCAGGAGGAGCAAUGUUCGAAAUGUCUACCAAGGAACUGCCCGUCGUUCACACAGAAACCAAAACCAUAACAUACGAAUCCUCAGAGGUUGAUCCUAGUGCUGAUUUGGAGCCCGGCGUGCUAAUGAGUGCACAGACGAUCACAUCUGAAACCACCUGUUCCACGACCACCACCCACAUCACCAAAACUGUGAAAGGAGGCAUUUCAGAGACAAGAAUUGAGAAGCGAAUAGUCAUCACGGGCGAUGCGGACAUCGACCAUGACCAGGCGCUGGCUCAGGCAAUUAAAGAGGCCAAAGAGCAGCACCCUGACAUGUCAGUGACCAAAGUAGUGGUCCAUAAAGAGACAGAGAUCACACCGGAAGACGGAGAGGAUUGACCCCAGGAAUAACUUAGCCUGCACAGGAAUCCAGUCAUGCAAACCAUUAGGAAAACCAGAGCCUAUAUGGAGUUCUUUCUUCUCACCCCACUGACUUGUAUCUGCCCGUGGAAACUUUCAAUCCAGAAGAACAAACCUUGACCGUUAAUUAAAGACACUGGCAGAGAAAUCUUCCCAUAAUAAAGCAAUCCGAAUCAGCAGCACUAAACUGAUAUUGCAUGAAGCAACGAUAAAAUUACAAAAGAGCAGCAUUUUUAAUUUUCACAAAGUGUCUAAGUUUUCAGCUAUACCUGCACGUUCAUAACCAACAAUAUAAACCGUGAUCUCAUGUAACACAUAACCAAUCCAUGCCUUUUAUAGUUUAUUAUCAUUAAAGUCUAAACAAAAUUGCA